CUGAACUUGUUAAAUAUGUGAGAUUUUUCAACAAAUUUUUUUAUUUCCCCCUUGUUUCAUUUUUUCUUGAACAUAUGUGAUUGUGUCCUUGGCAACGCGAAUUUGAAGAAAAAAAACACGUUUUUCAGCAAACUUCUAUGUUUCCUCGAUUUUUAUGAAUGCGUUUUUGGCACCAAAUUGUGUGCUUUUUUAUUUUAUAUUAUGGAUUUAGAAGGUUUUUUGGUUUGAUUAGGAAUUCGACGAGAAGAUUGAGUGUUGAAGAAAGACUUUUUCCAAGGUAAGAUCUUUUGAUUAAGCGCGAAUUUAAUAAUAAAAACUUUAAUGUAAAUUUGUAGUCUGAAAAGAAAUCCCCAAAUUUAUUCAAAAAAUAAUAUAUCUUGAAAGCACAAGAUCUGGAAAAUUAUCAUUCUGAUUCUGAAGACCUCGAAGAAAAUUCGAAAAUAUAUAAUCGAGCCAGCCAGAUUCCUCAAUUUUGACUGAAACAACUUCUGGUUCUUCUGUUGUAUUAUUUUCUGAUGAUGGAAUAUAAUGACAUAUAAUUGAACUAAUUAUGAAAAAUAUUAGGACGACCAAAAAUGUUGAAAAAUACAUUUAUAAUUUUUUGAUGGCAACAAAAAAAAAUUUAUGUGAUUGAAAAAAAUUAUGUGAAAUUAGAAAAAUGUCAAGAGAAUAUCACAUAUUGAAAUUAAAUCAUUCUGCAGAAUUUUAUGCCAAAAUGUUGAAAUUUCGGAAUUUAUGUUUCUAACAAUCUGCAAAAAUUAGUAACUUAAUCAUUUUGCAAAUAAAAAAGAAAACAUACGAAAACAUCCAAGAUUACUGUAGCAUUUUUUUGGAAAAUAGUUUCAUGAAUAUUUUUUCUAGAAGAUAAAAAUCUCAAUGAUUACUGUAGGUUCAACCUUUUGUAGACUUUUUCUAGUACAAAAAACCGACAAAAAAUCUCAACAAGGAUUACUGUACAUAUUUUUCAGAAACCUGAUUCACAGUGAAAAAUUGAGCACAGAAUUUCGUGUCAAGAUCGCCGAAAAUAUUCUAUCAAAUUUCGAACCUCUCAACUUCCAAAUUCUGCCAGAUGUCGAAAUUCGAGUAGUUGCAUCAGAUCGAGGUGGAAGUUAUCUUCUUCAAACUGUUGCUUUUCUUAUUGAACAACAAAUUCCGGGGAAUUUCAAUUUAUCGAUUUGUAAUGUUGAAAAUCGAAAAUUUAAAGAGAUUGAGAGAUUUGAAAAUAUUUCAAUGACAAUUUAUCAAGCAAAUAGUGGACUCGAAAAAUCGAGCGAAUUGAAUACAACUUUAUUCAAAGAAAAUCAAGAUUAUUGGAAAUGUUUAGGAUUUCCAACAACUUCUAGAUAUAUUUUAUUGAUUGAAGAUGAUUCAUUAAUUAUUUCGGAAUUUUCGAAUCUUCUAAAAUCCUUGGUUUAUCGUCUCGAUUUAUCUGAUCAUGUCGAUUUUGUCAAAAUGUAUCAUCCUAGUAAACUCCGAAAACUUCCAGCUUGGUUUUUUGUAAGUUUAUUGCUUUAAAAUGAUUUUUUUUUGAAUGAGAGAAAAAUAUUUUCAGUAUAUAUCUAGUGCAUUUAUAAUUUCAUGUUCAACUUGCCUUUUUAUCAACUGGUCAUUUCCUUCAUUUACUGUUAUUUUGUUAACUCUUCUUUUAUCUCAUAAUUUGACGGGUUACGGUAGUCAAUUCCCAGCCGAGUUUCGAUAUCGAUUAACGGGUUCAGCUUAUUUCUCAUUUCCGGAAUCUUGUUGUACACCGGCUGUUAUAUUUAGAACAAGUUCACAACCAGAAAUGGUGAAAUAUUUUGGAGAAACAAAUGCGUAUGGAGGUGAGCUAUUCUUUUCUGAAAAACUUUCUGAUUUUUUGUUCCCGUGCACUGCCUCCCCAAAUCUACGUGUGUGUGGAAAAACGAAAAAUGUCUGGCACGCUCUCACAAACACACACUCUCUCGCACACAACUUUUUACUUUUAUUUCGCGAAAACAGUGCAUAUUAGGAGCUGAUUUUUAUGUGUUUUUCAUCAGAAUCACAAUAAGUGUUAUACAUAGUUCGAAAGAGAAUUUCUUCAGCUACAAACACAUAUGAAGUGUUAUAUAUGAAACCGAGGUAAAAAAAUAAAAAUUUCAUGCAAACAUGACAUGGUUUUUUUGAAGUCUGUGAAAAACGCAUGUGUUUUUUGAUGACCUGGCUUAUUUUUUGAAUAUCGAAUAUAUGUAUAAUCAAGUCGUAGUUUUGUUUAGAAUCUCAAGGGCUUUCAGAUGAUGUAAAUCAAUAUUUAUGAAAUUGUGAAAUCAUGGAGGAGUAGGGAUUUUUCGUUUGUCAAUUUUUAAAACGAAAUUUUCAUUUUCAUUUGAAAGGAACUCAAAUGAAGUUUACAUACGUUUUGUAGAGAAUUUCUCGGGCUUCAAAAUCAUAUAUAUUUCUAUACACAAAAAUGAAAAUUGAAAGCACCGCUUUCGGUUGAAAACUCACCGCUGUUUUUCGCAACGCUACUAAACGCGAUUUGUUUGUUUGGUGCAAACCCAACAAGUUUUCAACCGAAAGCGGUGCUUUCAAUUUUCAUUUUUGUGUAUAGAAAUAUAUAUGAUUUUGAAGCCCGAGAAAUUCUCUACAAAACGUAUGUAAACUUCAUUUGAGUUCCUUUCAAAUGAAAAUGAAAAUUUCGUUUUAAAAAUUGACAAACGAAAAAUCCCUACUCCUCCAUGAUUUCACAAUUUCAUAAAUAUUGAUUUACAUCAUCUGAAAGCCCUUGAGAUUCUGAACAAAACUACGACUUGAUUAUACAUAUAUUCGAUAUUCAAAAAAUAAGCCAGGUCAUCAAAAAACACAUGCGUUUUUCACAGACUUCAAAAAAACCAUGUCAUGUUUGCAUGAAAUUUUUAUUUUUUUACCUCGGUUUCAUAUAUAACACUUCAUAUGUGUUUGUAGCUGAAGAAAUUCUCUUUCGAACUAUGUAUAACACUUAUUGUGAUUCUGAUGAAAAACACAUAAAAAUCAGCUCCUAAUAUGCACUGUUUUCGCGAAAUAAAAGUAAAAAGUUGUGUGCGAGAGAGUGUGUGUUUGUGAGAGCGUGCCAGACAUUUUUCGUUUUUCCACACACACGUAGAUUUGGGGAGGCAGUGCCGUGGAAAAAUCCAAAAAAAAUGCAGUUUUCAUAUGGAAAUUAAUCAUGGGAAAACUUUCGAAUGUUUUUCUCCUGAAAAAAAAAAGAAAAAUGUAUCUGAAAUACAUUCGCGACUACGGUAGUUGAGUCAGAAACAAUUAUUGCAUAAAUAAGAAGUUUGAUCGGUCAGCUCUGGAUUUAAAAAAAUCCUUGUAAAAUAUUUCAACAAAAAAUAAUCCCCCUCACGAGUUCCGGUGUCCGGUUGCAUGAUUUCAUCUUUUGUGUGAUAAGCACACGUGUUACUUUUGUUGAAAAAUUGUGAAAAUUCCUGACAACUUUCACAUUUUUUGCGAAAAAAACACAUUUUUGAGGUGAUGGUUUUUGGUUUUUCCUAUGAACCAAAAAUUACCGAAUCGUGUGAAAUAAGUGUAUAGAAAGUUCCCACAAUUUUUUUCCCUUAUACAAAAAAUUGUUUGUUUCAGGCCACGCAAAAGAUCACAUCUUGGAUGAAUCGCCUUUUAUUGGUCGACAAUCGGAUUUGAAUUAUGUAACACAUAUUGGAGCAAUGAGUUCAAUUCGACAUCGACCUGUCAUUUUAUCGGAAUUGUUUGAAAAUUGA
This is a messenger RNA of Caenorhabditis angaria, 3713 nucleotides long. The record is from the annotation of a GenBank genome assembly. Lineage: Eukaryota; Metazoa; Nematoda; Chromadorea; Rhabditida; Rhabditidae.